CAUUAAAAAAAAAGCGAGACGAAAAUAAAAUAAAAGCUUAUUACGUCCUUAUAUAUUUAUUUAAUGACACUCCAGUCUAAAUAAAUAAAUAAAUUUCUAUAAAAAAAAAAUUAUAAGACAGGUAAAAGUGGUUUAUUGUAUUUCAACCCAGAAAGAAAUUUGAACAGGGAAAAGUGAGUCACUCUAAAAAUAAAUAAACAAAAGUGCUAAAGAAGCUUAUACCGUAAAAAAUAAUAAGAAUAAAAAUUUUCGCAAGAAAGGUUACAAAAAGGAAGAAAGAAAAGUGGUGCAACCCAUUGUAAGUGAGUGAGUGAUUUAUAUCUCUUGUCGAGGAAAGGGGAAAAAGAAGCAAGUCAGAACUUGUCGACAAGGAAAAAUGAAGGAAAUAGCAGUAUUUAUAAUUGUUCUUGCGUCAGUUAUUACAUAUUCAUCAGCGCACAGUUGUUACGUCUGUGGAAAUGGGGCCGAUGAACCAUUCACAAGCCAGAACAGCAAGAACACAUCAAUUCCAUCAAGUUGUGACGAAUUCGAAAAUAGCAACGAAGCGACACCGCAUCCCAAAUUUAUUAGGGAAUGUCCACCCAACUAUUUCGGAUGUUCCCUCGAAAUAGAAGGUCGCCGAGUAAUCCGAACAUGCGAAACUCGCACAUUGAACGACACCAAGAUGGCUAACGGCGUCAUUUACUCUUACUGCAACUCGAAUUUGUGCAAUUGGAAGAAGGCAGAUGUCACACGACGCGAACAAAAGGCCAAAGACAAACAAGAAAAGGAACGAAAAAAGGUGAUUCUCCAAAGUCCUCCCACAGACGACGAGGAUUUGGACGAAGCCUCGGGCAUGGGUGACCCCAGUAAUUAUUCUGGAGAGCGACAACGUCAAUAUACCGUCAAACAUGCAAACAAUAACUACGGUGGCGGCGGCAAGGCGAAAGAGAUUAUGCAAAUAACGCUCGCACCUGCGACCGAGGCACUCAAUCACACGACACCGCGAACCGUGAUGGGCAGCAAUAGCGGUGCGAGUUCAAACGUGUUAUCAUUGGCACUUAUCUUGCUGGGAGUUAAUUUAUGGGCACUGCGACAAAGCACAACCGGAAGGACUUAAAUUUUUUUUUUGACAAAUGCAUGUGUUCCUCGCUACCAUAUAUACUUGUUUUGCACUCCAGACCGCAAAUAUAAUUUAUUUUCACUUGACACACGAAGAGUCACCCACAAAAUUACAACACGUGAAAAAUCCUAAUUAUUGUUAAAAUUUUUUUUUUUCGUGACACGAAUUAUGUUACAUCACAUAUAAUAUUGAGUGUGUUUGCAGAUUAAAAAAAACCGCAAAAAUGUUGGGGACUCUCAUUAAUUUAUUCGGUUUUAAAAACCUUUUUUUGGUACAUUUUCUGUCAAAAUGAAAUACAAAAAAAUAUAAUUAAUUUAUUAAAUAAAUA
Culicoides brevitarsis is the source of this 1430-nucleotide messenger RNA. RefSeq lists its product as uncharacterized. The coding region runs from base 377 to 1099 and encodes 240 amino acids. Lineage: Eukaryota; Metazoa; Arthropoda; Insecta; Diptera; Ceratopogonidae. The transcript has 4 exons. The record is from RefSeq and is a predicted model, not a curated record.